Zymoseptoria tritici IPO323 is the source of this 516-nucleotide messenger RNA. RefSeq lists its product as uncharacterized. The record is from RefSeq and is a predicted model, not a curated record. The transcript is spliced from 5 exons. NCBI's taxonomy places the organism in Eukaryota, Fungi, Ascomycota, Dothideomycetes, Mycosphaerellales, Mycosphaerellaceae. The coding region runs from base 1 to 516 and encodes 171 amino acids.
AUGCGGUAUACAGCAGCCAAGACCUACUGCUUCUUAUUCCAAGCAGAUAUCGCAAUCGUCUCGUCACCCAGCUUGACUAUCUACCUCAAACUCUCGCAAUCAGGCAACAUUCAACACAACAAUAUGCGCUUCCUCGCCAUCACCUUCCUCGGCGUCUUCGCCCACCUUGCUGCCUCCGCCGCCGUGUCGCCGAUUGAGAAGAGACAGGGCGAAUGCAUCUUUACCAAGUGUUGCGACGUCAACGGUCACAGUACCACAUUCUGCUUCAAUUGGGGAGAAAGAUCAACCCACCGUGCUAGAGUGGCCGAGACGGACACGGCUGUGCUAUCAGGGGUGAUCGAGUUAUUCCGCGACUCGAUUGUCGAAGAUGAUGUCGAUGUUCGUCAAAUUGCUGCAAGGAACCCAGGCAAACUUGGCCACGUGAUGCUGCCGGCCGGUAUGAACAAUGCAUUGACAUGGCUGGCUAUUCGAGUGUGUGCGGUGGGCUUUGUACAGCAUGAUGCACCUCGCCAAUAG